GAGAGAGAGAGAGAGAGAGCAAUGUUCGCAGCUCUGAUAUUCUCCACACUUUCGGAGAACCAGACGGAGAGCAGUUCCCCAGCGGGUAUCCAUACAUCCUUACUGAGGUGGGUCUCAAUGGGCUUUAAUGUGUCCAGUGUAUAAUAACAACAGUCCACACAGAGUGUCCUCAGCAUGACGGUGAGACCGGAGACUGCGCAAGUAGCGGAAGCCUCAGUGGAACUUGCACAGGACUAAAGCUUUGUAUAUUUCAUCAGCAUUCAAGUGUCUUGAGUCGUUCACAUCACCAUGGGGAUAAGGCACAUGUUGUUGCUGCUCAUAUACCUUGACCCACUAUCUGUGCUGAGCACUGCUACAGGCAUUAAGAAGACCAAACAGGCAUCCAGAAAGGCUCCCAAAGCCACCGCGGUGCCCACGCUCGUCCCGCAGAAGACUGCCAGCAACCACGACACAUGCCUGGGCUACUACGACGUGAGCGGGCAGUACGACAAACUAUUUGAGUGCAACAACACAAACCACCGGUACUGCUGCGGGACGUGCUACCUGCGCUUCUGCUGCGAGUACAAGAAAGACCGGCUUGACCAGAAAGCCUGUAAAAACUACCAGACGCCGGAGUGGGUGCAGACGGCCGCCCCGUCGCCCAUCCCUACUGGAGAAACAUACGAUCAGAGCAUGGAUCAGACCAGCACGGCGGUCUACAUCACGUGUGGGAUCAUAGCCUUCAUUAUAGUGGUGGCAGUGUCGAUCAAAGUUGUUUAUGACAAAGCCACAGAGCCGCCUCAGGAAAUGAAUAUACACAGAGCUCUUGCAGACAUCCUGAGGCAGCAGGGGCCCAUUCCCAUAUCGCAAUAUGACUGUGAGAAUUUUGCUGAGAUGAAUGGCUCACCCAAGGACAACACACCAGUCCGAACCUCAUCCAAGAACCACUACACCCCUGUUCACACCUCCAAGUCCAACCAUGGUGUCCACUAUGGGAAAGAGAGCAUCCGCAGCAGUGGAGGCGCUGACCUUCAAAACUUCAUCUCCUCUGGCUUUGUGACGUUGGGUCGAGGCCACCAGAAAGGUACUCAUCAGCACAACUAUGACCAUGUGGCUUUUGGUAGCCCAAGCCUUAGAAAUGCUCACCGAUCAAUGAGACGUGAAAACGAUCGGAUAAGCGGCAUCCUGACUUCGCAGACGGAGCCCUACGACCUGUCUUUCUCACGCUCCUUCCAGAGCCUGUCACACUUACCUCCCUCCUAUGAGGCAGCCGUCAAAGCCGACCUCAACCGGUUCUCAUCUCUGAAGAAACUCAAUAAGGAUGUAGACGACUAUUACACUCGAAAGCGACACCUACCCGAUCUAGCAGCAAGAGGAACUCUUCCGUUGCAUGUUCUCAAAAUUGGUCAAGACCAGCUCUGGGAACAGAAGCUCCAGAGUCAGCCCGCACAGUCCUCCAUCUCCCAAGUCGCUCCCCUGUCACAAUCCUCACAGCAACAGUCUCAGCAAAGGCAGAGGCCCCGUCGCGUCCAGCGGGCCAUGUCUCAGGACCGCGUCCUGUCCCCACAACGAGCCCCACAGCAGGACUACAGCAUGUCUUCUAAUGGUAUGUCACAAUACGGAGGGAGGAUCCUCUCAGACGAACAGCUUCUGUCUGCUGAACGUCAACGAUCACAGGAGCGUCUUCUCCCACAGGACCGCCACAACUCCCAAGAUCGACUGUACUCCAAGGACCGCAUAUACUCAAAGGACAGGCUCAUAUUACAGGAUCAUCUACACGCAAAAGACCGUCAUUGCUCUCAAGACCGCCUCUAUUCACAAGAUUGUCUCCUAUCCCAGGAUCCUCUGCUCUCACCAGACAAGCUCAUGAUGCCGCUGAAGCGUGGCAUGGUGAGCAGCAUCUCUGGUGGGUUUCGUGGCAGCGAUAAGUCAAUAUCACGCGCCAUCUCACACACAGACGUGUUCGUACCCACCACACCUCUCAUGGAUCGCUACAAGAUUACCAAAAUGCACUCCCACCCCAGUGCCUCCAACAAUGGCGGCAGUUGCGGGCCCCUGGAAGCAGGAAGCACUGGGCACUCCAACACUUUAGUCAUGAACCAGACAGCAACAAAGAGGCAAGCAUUUGCCUCGAGACGGACUCACACAAUGGAACAGCUCCACUACGUCGCACCACAACACCAGCAGCAACAGCACCCUCAGCACUACCGCACAGGUAGCAAGACAGAGGUCACUGUGUAGAGGCAGCAAAUAGGGGGAUGCGGUUGGUAGAGGUAAGUAGGCACACUGGCCUGCUUUUAGAUUAGGAUAGUGGCAAAAUCAGUGACGUUAACUGCUCCGGUAGAGUCAGAGAUUCCAGGACCAAGAACAUUCACUAGCUUACAAUGAGAGACCACAAAAACGCACGACACUGUAACCUGAAGUUCUGAUGUUAUCCAGAUAGUCUAUUUCAACGCUGUCUUGAUAACCCUAUUCAUACAGGCCUAAUCCUGUGGCAUUUUAGAUGCUUUGUCCAAGAUAUCUCUCCUGUGAUCUUUUCUGGCAAAUCUUAAGGGGCUCUUGCAUGGUCAAAGAAACGUGACUCCUCCGUGACUUUUGUUGUGCAACACAACGUUACCACCGAGAUGAAGCCGGUUGACCCUGUAAAGACUUUAUAAAUAUAUAAAUACAUGAAUAAAAAACAACCAUUUGUACACCCGUUCCUACAUAUAGCUGUUGAAAUGGAUGUUAUUAGCACUUCUAUUUGGUGCCUCAGAGAGAUGUUUUUGGGGGUUACAAAGCACAAUCAAUAGAAAUGUUCUGUUCUGUUUAUGGUUCCCUUUUGAAUAGAGACCACUAGCUUGUUUUGUUCAAUGGCAGGAUGUUUUGCUUCCAGUAGAUUGUAAAUAAGCUAUCCUAGAAGCAGUAUUAUGGACAAGUAUAUGCUGGAUGGACUUUGUAUUAGAGUCUCUGUAUCCAUAGAUUCUUAUAAAACAAUUAUAAAUGACUUUGAGUUCAGAAUAGAAACUCACUUAACCAUUUGAAAGGAUGAAUGAAUACUUUACUAUGUGUCAAAACUUUGUAGGAACAGAAGCGAAUUAAUGUGUUCUUGAUAGCACUGUUCCUAUUUGGGUGUACACUGUAGUCCAUUGACUAUGAAGAAGUUUAACAUGGAAAUCAUUUAACAAAUUAUAAUGCCUGUUAUAGUAGGGUCAAAUAAACCAACCAUAUUUUUGUAAAUAUUACAAAUUUUUCCUUGAAAGAUGUCUGUGUUUUUCCUUCAAAAGACUGAUAUACUAUACUGCUGUGAUAUUUAGGUUUAAAUUGCGGGAUAAACCCACUUACCACUGUCCCAUUGGUGCAAUAAAGACACACAAGCAACUAUGGCCAACAAAAAAUGUAUAUUGAAUAUUGAAACAUUUUUUGUCAUUUUUUCGAGUAACCAACCUGUUGGUUGGAUGUAAGAUAACGUUAAAAACAACUGAUUUAGGAAAUUUACCCAUGACACCUGCAGAAAUAUAAGCAGACAAUGACGGUAGAGAGGAAUCUCGAUCGUUACUAUGAAGAGGAGGAUAUAGGAGAUCAGGGCACCAUGGAAAGUACAAUGGCAGUGCACUGAUAUAGCAAUGUAACUAAGGGAUGGGUACAUUGCUAUAACCACAAGUGACCCAGCAUUUAUGGAGCGCAGCUCUCUAGUAGUGCAAUAAAGUACCAUGAUUUCUAAUCUUUUCUCAUCGUGUGUCUACACAAAACACAAUGUGAAUGUACUGCAACGCCUCAAACAGCCUAAACGCACUGCAUACUGGCGGGGUACCAUUUCUGGUCA
Messenger RNA from Pungitius pungitius (ninespine stickleback), 3784 nucleotides. RefSeq names its product protein shisa-6-like. The record is from RefSeq and is a predicted model, not a curated record. The coding region runs from base 289 to 2220 and encodes 643 amino acids. Gene Ontology annotation, cellular component: dendritic spine membrane; postsynaptic density; AMPA glutamate receptor complex. Gene Ontology annotation, biological process: regulation of AMPA receptor activity; regulation of short-term neuronal synaptic plasticity. Lineage: Eukaryota; Metazoa; Chordata; Actinopteri; Perciformes; Gasterosteidae. The transcript is spliced from 9 exons.